Messenger RNA from Lineus longissimus, 1744 nucleotides. RefSeq lists its product as uncharacterized. Bases 183 to 506 code for a protein of 107 amino acids. The transcript has 3 exons. The record is from RefSeq and is a predicted model, not a curated record. Lineage: Eukaryota; Metazoa; Nemertea; Pilidiophora; Heteronemertea; Lineidae.
CUUUUGAAUUCGAAUGGGGCAAUGACCCAACCAUUAGUCCAUCCGUAGAAAGUAAAAACGUCACAAGCACUCCUGGUCAUUCGGUCACCGAGACCCCAACAGAGUUGAGUGAAAAUUCUACGACCAGUACGACCAACGAGGCGACAUCUGCCGCUCAAACUGCAAACCCCGCGACCACUCCCAUGGAUGAAACUACCUCCAGGGCGUUGGAUGGAGACGGAACGACGACUACUUCAGCCAACACAACUGAUGAUGAUAUACAAGCAGCAAUCCCACCCGAAAGAGGUCAUGCGCUCCUUGUUAUUGUUAUAGCCGUCAUCAUCCCAGCGCUCCUCAUCAUCACAGUUGCAAGUAUCAUUAUCGUUAGGCGGCGAGUUAAGAGCACGUACUCGGUUCAGGAUGCGGUGGUUGAUAGUCAGAUGAGGGUCAUCAGGUCCAACAAGGACGAUGCAGACUGGGAGUUACAGAUGAGGACCCAGUCCUAUUAUGGCGGCACAGAUCCUUAACUCUUAAGGGACUGGGAGUUACAGAUGAGGACCCAGUCCUAUUAUGCCCGCACAGAUCCUUAACUCUUAAGGGACUGGGAGUUACAGAUGAGAGCCCAGUCCUAUUAUGCCCGCACAGAUCCUUAACUCUUAAGGGACUGGGAGUUACAGAUGAGGAUCCAGUCCUAUUAUGGCCGCACAGAUCCUUAACUCUUAAGGGACUGGGAGUUACAGAUGAGGUCCCAGUCCUAUUAUGGCCGCACAGAUCCUUAACUCUUAAGGGACUGGGAGUUACAGAUGAGAGCCCAGUCCUAUUAUGGCCGCACAGAUCCUUAACUCUUAAGGGACUGGGAGUUACAGAUGAGGGCCCAGUCCUAUUAUGCCCGCACAGAUCCUUAACUCUUAAGGGACUGGGAGUUACAGAUGAGAGCCCAGUCCUAUUAUGGCCGCACAGAUCCUUAACUCUUAAGGGACUGGGAUUUACAGAUGAGGAUCCAGUCCUAUUAUGGCCGCACAGAUCCUUAACUCUUAAGGGACUGGGAGUUACAGAUGAGGUCCCAGUCCUAUUAUGGCCGCACAGAUCCUUAACUCUUAAGGGACUGGGAGUUACAGAUGAGAGCCCAGUCCUAUUAUGGCCGCACAGAUCCUGGACUCUUAAGGGACUGGGAGUUACAGAUGAGGAUCCAGUCCUAUUAUGGCCGCACAGAUCCUUAACUCUUAAGGGACUGGGAGUUACAGAUGAGGUCCCAGUCCUAUUAUGCCCGCACAGAUCCUUAACUCUUAAGGGACUGGGAGUUACAGAUGAGGACCCAGUCCUAUUAUGGCCGCACAGAUCCUUAACUCUUAAGGGACUGGGAGUUACAGAUGAGAUCCCAGUCCUAUUAUGGCCGCACAGAUCCUUGACUCCUUAGGGACUUGGAGUUACAGAUGAGGACCCAGUCCUAUUAUGGCCGCACAGAUCCUUAACUCUUAAGGGACUGGGAGUUACAUAUGAGGACCCAGUCCUAUUUUGGUCGCACAGAUCCUUAACUCUUAAGGGACUGGGAGUUACAGAUAAGGGCCCAUUCCUCUGUUUUAUGUUUCCAGUUUUAUGUUGAAUUGAAUCUGUAAUGUAAUGGACCAUAACGAUAAAUUGUGUAAUUCGUGAAUAGAACAGACUGUGGUCAAAGGGUCACACCGUGGGACUCUUGUAUUAGUAUGUACAAAAUAUGCAUAGAUCAUGUGGAAAAGUUGCACUGAAGACAACUAAUGGUAAAAGA